Asterias rubens (European starfish) is the source of this 3157-nucleotide messenger RNA. Its product is annotated as ATP-dependent RNA helicase SUPV3L1, mitochondrial-like. Gene Ontology annotation, molecular function: RNA helicase activity; hydrolase activity, acting on acid anhydrides; ATP binding. Gene Ontology annotation, biological process: RNA catabolic process; mitochondrial RNA 3'-end processing. Lineage: Eukaryota; Metazoa; Echinodermata; Asteroidea; Forcipulatida; Asteriidae. Gene Ontology annotation, cellular component: mitochondrial degradosome. The transcript is spliced from 15 exons. Bases 160 to 2685 code for a protein of 841 amino acids. The record is from RefSeq and is a predicted model, not a curated record.
UGCGAAUGUGCCCUCAACGGACAAUCGAAGCAAGUUAACGAUGGCGCUGCCCAUGAGAAGAGAAAUGUUGUUAAACACGUGCCCCACAUGGACUAUUAACUGCAGUUCGGUCUGUUAUUGUAUGUGGGUGUCAACAAAAUAAGCGUGUUGUAGCAAAUAAUGAAUAUGACAAAAACACGAUGUUUAUGUCUCUUCACGAAGGGAAUUCUUAAUCUUCGAAAAGGUCAAAUAUUUUGUCGGCGGGAUGGGCAUGAUGGGCUGUUUACAUCAACUCGUCACGUUCAUGAGGCCGUCUCUGCUGAUCGCCCGCCCCCCUCUACCUCCGCUCGAAACAACUGGACAAGAACAGCAGCGGACAAGAAUAAACGGAAGUGUGCUCCUCCUCCAUUGUUCUCUAUUUCAAAACCCCUAAAUAUUCAAUGUUGCCAUUCAAAUUGUAGGCAUUAUUCAAACAGUAAUAAUGGCAAUGACAAAAAUGAUAAAAAUAUCUCCACUCUGUUUAUUCCCGUCCCGGUGAAAAUGACUUUCAAUCCGGAUGAUAUAAAUAUUGGAGAAGAGCUUGGUGCCAGUCUUAAGGAUAAAAAAGCGGAGCUCUUACAAGUGCUGAAUUUAUUCUACAGACGGAAAGAAAUACAGAGACUGGCAGCUGAGAGUGGCUUAGAUGAACAUUUAUUUCAUCAGGCAUUUGUGAGUUUCCGAAAGUACAUCGUAGAGGUCGAAGCGUUGGAGCCAGAUCUACACAUAAUUCUGAGUGACAUUCUGGCGGAGGCUGGCCACGUUGACGACAUUUUCCCGUACUUCUUACGUCAUGCAAGACAAGUCUUCCCUGCUCUAGACUGUAUGGAAGACUUGAAGAAAAUCAGUGACCUCACUGACCCGGCACAAUGGUAUGGAGACGCAAGAGACAUCAAAAGGAAAAUAGUUUUUCAUGCGGGCCCGACUAACAGUGGGAAAACAUACCACGCUUUGGAGAGAUUCUGCAAUGCUAAAUCCGGUGUCUACUGCGGACCGUUGAAACUCUUGGCUAGUGAGGUUCACAUGAAGACAAAUGAUAAGGGCAUUAUGUGUGAUCUUGUGACUGGUGAGGAACGUCGCUAUUCUAAUCCUGAAGGAAUACCUUCAAGUCAUCUGGCCUGUACUGUCGAGAUGACAAGUGUCAAUCAACCCUAUGAAGUCGCCGUGAUUGAUGAGAUUCAGAUGUUGAGAGAUCCAAGUCGAGGCUGGGCUUGGACUCGAGCCUUCCUAGGUUUGGCAGCUCAGGAGAUUCAUCUAUGUGGAGAGGAGGCGGCCAUUGAUCUCGUCCAACAACUCACAGCUUCAACCGGAGACGAGAUGGAGAUAAGACGCUACAAACGUCUUACGUCUCUCAAGAUUCUUGAUGAGCCAUUAGGGAGUUUGGAAAACACAAGACCUGGAGACUGUAUCGUUGCCUUCAAUAAGAAUGACUUGUAUUCAAUUAGUCGUCAGUUAGAGGCCAUGGGCAAAGAGUGUGCAGUAAUCUAUGGCAGCCUACCUCCUGGCACCAAACUAAGCCAAGCUAAGAAGUUCAACGACCCUGAUGACCCCUGUAAGAUCAUGGUAGCUACUGACGCUAUUGGAAUGGGUCUGAACCUGAGUAUUAAGCGAGUGAUAUUCAACUCUCUGAUCCGACCAAUCAUCAAUGAGAAAGGAGAAAAAGAGAUGGAUAGACUCUCUACAUCACAGGCUCUUCAGAUUGCCGGUCGAGCCGGGCGGUUCGGAACUCAAUUCCAAGAAGGAGAAGCCACAACGUUCCACGCUAGUGAUCUGAUAACACUCAAGGAUAUCUUAUCACACUCAGUGGAGAGCAUCGAGGCUGCGGGACUCCACCCAACCGCAGAACAGAUUGAGCUCUUUGCUUAUCAUUUACCGGAAGCAACUCUCUCUAACCUUAUCGAUAUCUUUGUGACAUUAUCGAAAGUGGACAGUAAUUACUUUGUUUGCAACGUGGAUGACUUUAAGUUUCUUGCCGACAUGAUACAACACAUCCCAUUGCACCUGAGGGCUCGCUACGUUUUCUGCUGCGCUCCAAUCAACAAGAAGCAUCCAUUUAUUAGUACAAUGUUCCUCAAGUUUGCUCGACAGUAUAGUCGGAACGAGCCGAUGACCUAUGACUGGUUCUGUCGGCAAGUUGGAUGGCCGCUAUCAGUUCCUAAGAAUAUACGAGACUUAAUGCACUUGGAGGCUGUGCAUGAUGUCAUGGAUCUCUAUCUGUGGCUCAGUUACCGAUUCAUGGACAUGUUCCCCGACACCUUAAUCAUUCGAGACAUACAAAGAGAACUAGACGACAUCAUUCAUCAAGGCGUUGACAACAUCACCAAGCUAAUCCGAGCUACUGAGAUCCGAUCAGCCAAUGGCGUGUCUUCACUCCCUGAUGAUGAAAUAACGAGGAAGAAACGCCUAGGAAAAUCAGCAGAUUCCGGUAAGAAGUCCAGGAGUAAGCCAUCAAGAGACAGCCUCAAGUCCCUCAAGGAUGAAUCGGACAUCCAGAAUCAUGAACUCGACCAGACAAAACUGAAAACCAUCUCUGGACGUUUGAGCAAAGAGCUGAUCAAACAGGGUCUGCUAUCGCAAGACGUCUUAGAUCAACUACAUCAAGAGUGGCUCAAUACUGGAACCAAGGGUGGUAGUAAAGGGAAUGGAAGGACAAGGAAAAAGAAGAAAUGAGAAUCAUUGAUUUUACAGUUUUUAUAAAACCUUUAUUACCAGUAUUUAAUACUCAAAUAGGAUUCAAGGCAUUCAUUUGUGAGGUAUCAAUGUAUGAUUUGGUUUGAUGUAACACCAAGUGUAUUAAUAUCGACUUGCUGACUAGAUUAUGUUCUUUUGAGAAAUUGUCUUGUCACCUGAUGAUGGCUAGAGCAAGCUAGUCAAAACUUUGAGACCAAUUAAGAACACUGCCGCAGUAGUGAAGUUAAUAACGAUCCACUAAAAUGCUUAAGUAGUAGUACCGGCCGAUUUUCUACCUUCCGCCCAGGUAGUAGUUGAGAAGCAGAAUAGUUCUUUUCAGAACUGAACUGAAAUUGCUCCUGAAUUUCGAAAAAAUCUAAUCUACAGUAGUAGAACAUACAGCAAGACAAGUUCUCAAAAGAACAUAAUCAAAAGUACCUAGCAAGUCUAGACGAUGUGACCUACGUUUACA